Molecule: messenger RNA, 3863 nt
Organism: Bombus impatiens (common eastern bumble bee)
Lineage: Eukaryota; Metazoa; Arthropoda; Insecta; Hymenoptera; Apidae
Product: transcription factor Sox-21-A-like
Exons: 1
Coding region: 519-1454 (311 amino acids)
Biological process (GO): cell differentiation; anatomical structure morphogenesis; regulation of DNA-templated transcription
Molecular function (GO): RNA polymerase II cis-regulatory region sequence-specific DNA binding; DNA-binding transcription factor activity, RNA polymerase II-specific
Source: RefSeq, a predicted model, not a curated record
ACUAGGGAGAAAGGGUAGAACACGUACGUGUGCACCGAAGCAACUUCGACGAAUAGCGUGAAGAGGGUCGGUUCGUGGGCGCGGCGUACGACGCUCUGCGUCGGUUCCGCCCUCGAAAUCCAGGUGGACAGAGAAACAUCUAUCAGAGAAAAGAGAGAGAAACAGAGAGGAAGAAUGGAUUCCCCCAGCAGGUCACAAACCGGUCGCUCGUCAGUCGACGUUCAGUCGACAUUGGCAGUCGAGACGCGCACGUUCAACUGUUUAGUUCGUUUACCUACGCCUAGGAGGUUUGUCCUUUCCGUUCUUCGUGUAUUUCUUUUCUUCUUGCCAGUUGUAUACAGUGUCUUCAAAUUUACGAGAAACAACAGAAAAUUCCGUUAGUGGUUUGGUGUGUAAACAAAGACCGUCAUUGAGUUUGAUGAUUAUCGCAACUGUGUGAAGUUAAAGAGACAUUCGAAAGGUUCGAUUCGAGUUGACAACACAUCCAUCUAUUACAUUUAUAAUAACGGCGGUUGACUAUGAUAAGCUCUCACCAACAGCAUCCCAGCUAUGGGUUCCUCCCCGGCAUGGACCUCCAUUCCAUCCAUCGUGUGAACCAGGAUAUGAACCAGCAGACACCAACCCUGCAGGAGCAACAUAUCAAGAGGCCUAUGAACGCGUUUAUGGUAUGGUCUCGGAUUCAAAGAAAAAAGAUCGCAUUAGAUAACCCUAAGAUGCAUAAUUCAGAAAUAUCUAAACGACUUGGUGCGGAAUGGAAGCUUCUCUCUGAUACGGAAAAACGACCCUUCAUCGACGAAGCUAAACGCCUGCGUGCCGUGCAUAUGAAGCAACAUCCGGACUACAAAUACCGUCCACGAAGAAAACCAAAGAUUCCAGUAGCCAUCGGUAAUGGUAAAACAGUGUCAAUAAAUUCAGGUGCUUUCGCCAAUUUUCCGCUACCUCCAUACUUUGCUGCACCUGCCACAUCAGUCUCUCAUCACCAUCCACAUCCUCUCGAUUAUCCGCCCUUGCCACCCUACUUUGGGUCGGCCUUCGAUCCCGUCCACUUGAGCAAGCUGGUAGCUGGUAGUGGGACAGGAUCACCAUCGACGAACGCGGCAGCAGAUGCGGCCAACAAUAACGCAGCUUCUGCGGCAGCAGUAGUCAGUAGCUUCUACACGGGAUUCUAUUCCACACCUACGUCAGGGGCUAAGCCGUAUCCGACGACGGCGUCUCAUCUGGGACCACUAUUUCCAACUGGGCACCACAGCGUAUCUGCGACUACGCCUCACCCCCCUUUAGUGUUCCAAUCUUCGGCGGCAACUGAUCCCGGAAGCAUUGCAACAACCAGCAGUCCUGGAAGCAGUCCGGGAUCUACUCCUAUACCAUCGUCCCAUCAGCAUGCCCCUACAUCGGCUACACCUACCACGUUGGAUAUGGAACAACUACGUCGACCAGUCCCCGUGAUAUAUUGAACCCAUCGAUUUAAACAAAAAGGAAGAUUAGAAGGGACGGAAAACUUGCAUACAUUCCAGGAACAAGAAGAUAUUAACGAAUGAAAAUGAAUAAAAAUUGGAAAGACAAAAAAAAAAGCAGAAAAGCAGAUGAAACACAAAAUUUGAGAUUCGUUCGCGAUCAAUUAUGAUGUAACUCUAGCAGAAUAGGUAGGAUCGUGCAAAUUUAGUUUUUCAAAAUCGUAUAUCGUGAUCACAUUCAGUUCAUAUCAUAUUUCUGAUCUCCCGCGCGGAAACACGGCGUAAUAUACUUAUAUCGGCAGCGCUCGAGAGCUGAAACACGAGAUACAUACGAGAAACAUCGAUGAACUGAACACACACAAGGGGACACAACCGUGGGAAUCUUUUUACCGAUUACGAAUUAGUUUACUGAUCGUAGGUGGAAGGGGGAACGGAGGCGUGAUUUUCAAGGUCGAUUGAUUCGGGGGUCGGGAAAGGCUUGUUGGCAACCACGCGGAUAAUUGAAUUAGCAUAUUAAUGCGAUGGAACAAAAGAGCCGUUUAGGCUCGGGAUUCGUUUUACUUUAUUGAAUGUGCUUCAUUGUAUACUCAAAUUUUACAUGAAUAGACGGUGCCCUCUCGUAAGAUGAACUGUAUUGUUUUCAAAUAAUGUUUUUUAAUUGCAGAUAUGCCUUUUACGGUCAUCAAUACCAAAAGAGAUCUUGACCUGCGUGAAUGAUAUCGAGAAAAUACUUUCGAACACCCGCGGCGCGGCGCUCUUGAAAUCACUUCUGGCGUACUACCUUUCUCCGAGCUCUAGGCCUUACGAUCUAUUGUUCUACUCCUUUGAUUUCGAACAGGCACCGACUUACCUACGUCGAUGAAAAUGGCUUGGUCCGUCCACGCUUUACGCCCCACUACUCGUUCUUGACUCUCGAGCGUUACCAUAUAUCGUUUUAAUAUAUCGUUUCUACGAUUGUAAAUAGUCCGUAAAAUACACGAAUCGCGUAGGUUAAGUGUACGAGCCGUUUUCGCUUAUGGUUUUUAGAAAUUAGAUAUUUUGUAAAACAGCGCGUCCUGUGUAUCCGUCAGAUCUUAUUUUGCUCAAUGACUCAUUCGCAUUCGGCUAAGCAAGUAGACAGAUUGGAACUUUUUACUCAAAAUUCCAAAAAAACUCUUCUGUAUAAAUGUGUACAAGUAAGAACUGUAUGAAAAAAACAGGUAAUGACUAACGUAGAGCGAGAUCUACGGACAGCGGGCUCGUUUUAAGCAAACGAUCGUAUCAUCUACCUUGAAGACCUAAAACGACGAAUUCGUGAAAAGCAAACGAUAUUCCUAUUCUGUUAUGGGGUUUAACUUAUAUUAGUUAAUAUUAGAUGAAUUAUAUAUUAUGUUAUAUUAUAUAUUUACGAUUAUCCCCGGAAAUGGUGUUUCCAACGACAAAUGAGUAAAAAUUCUUGGAUUUUAUGUAUUCUUAUUGUGCUAUUAGCAUAUAUAAUCAUAUCUGGACAAUAAUUACUUUUAACGAAUUAAUCAAACAAUUUUUUCGUGAAAGUACGUACAGGUACGACAGUAAGGAUAUGUAUUGUCUUCGAGUCGUUUCUUGUUAGUUGUUCGCAGCACCAUUUUAUUAGACUCAUCUUGAAAGCAUUUUGACUAUGGUCCAAAUGUAGAUGGACCAAUCGUUAACUGUGAUUUUAUUGAGAGUUUCCACGUAUACUUGUAUUUCUCACGGGUACUUAUGACAAAUCCACGCGUACGUGUUUUUUCGUAGUUUUAAAUAGUUGAUAUUUGUGUACCACUUGUUCUGACUAAAGCACGCACACGUAAGAUAUUGUUGUAUCGUAAUUAAAGUUAUUUAAAGGGGGGAAAUGAGAGAGAUUGUGUCUGAAAAAUACAUUCGUGUAUUAUAAUAAAUUUUUAUCCCUUAAUCUUUAUCUUCAUUCUUUUACUCCUAGAUUUGUUUAUGUAUGGAAUAUAUGUAUAAUACUAACUAUAUGUCUAAUGUUGCGUACACACGUUUUAAUAUUGUAGUGUAUAAGUGCGAGAGCGAAAACCAAAAUUGUCGACGUGAUCGAUAAGAGUGUAUAUAUGUACAUAUAUAAGUUCGUCCAUCAUACGUGUAUACAUGUGUUAAGUCCAGGUACAAUUUGUGUUUCGUUAUAAAUAAAUUGUUAUUAUUUGUCCGAAGCACGGCUGUGUAAAAUACAUUUAAUGUGAAUGAUGUUCGUUGAGCGAUCGAUCGAAAUUCACACGAGCUGGUUUCAUUUUUAACAGUGAUUUAUCGAACAGAGAGAAUUUUAUCAUCGACAACGAUCAACGACGGGGGUCGAUGAAAAAAAGGAACAAAGCCUUUUAUCAUAUAUGUGGUUUUAUUUAUUAUUACUUAGACAUCAAAGUAAUAAAUGACUCUAUGAAUUUCAGUAAUCAA